Blastocystis hominis is the source of this 441-nucleotide messenger RNA. RefSeq lists its product as hypothetical. Gene Ontology annotation, molecular function: calcium ion binding. NCBI's taxonomy places the organism in Eukaryota, Bigyra, Opalinata, Blastocystidae. The record is from RefSeq and is a predicted model, not a curated record. Bases 1 to 441 code for a protein of 146 amino acids. The transcript has 3 exons. Gene Ontology annotation, cellular component: myosin II complex.
AUGGAUUCUGUUUUAUCAUCGCAAGAGCUCAAUCAGUUGAAGUCAUACUUCGUGCUUCUCGACACGGAUCAGGACGGUUAUAUUGAUAAAUCAAAUGCCAUUCUGAUUAUUCGUGGUGUUGGCAUUUCUGGAUUGGAUUCCGUAUUUGAAAGCGUGAUUCAAAGCAUUACCACUGAAGCUUUGUCUUUUGAGGAUGUCUUGAACGUGGCGAUCUCAAUGAAGAGAUCGCAGGUCGAUGAUUAUGAUAGUAUUAUUCAGGUAUUCAAAAUGUUCGACAAGAACCAAGACGGCACUGUCCUUGCAUCGGAUCUCAGACACAUUCUGUCUCAUUUAGGAGAAGUGAUUCCGGAGGAUGAGAUUGAUGCCUUAUUCCAUGCUCUAGGUUAUGGUGAUGUGAUUAAAUACGAAGACUUCGCGAAACAAUUAAUGAACAAGAGUUAA